AUGAUCAGUGUGGAGGCUUACGCCGGCGCCAGUGGCGAAAUCAACUGCGAAUCCUUUGUCCAGUGGCUCUUCGAUGAACAGGAGACUUCCGCAGAUGCGGCGGCCACAGCGCUGUCGCUCUUCCGUCGAGGCUUCUCAGUACGGCAGCUGGUGCACUUCGUCAAGAGGUAUCGUUCUUAUGGAGGGCGAAGCUUGUCGACAAUGACCACAGCGGAGGUGGUCAGAGACAUCAUCAUCCCCGAAACCCGUGAACGGCGAUGUGCCAUGGUGGAUUUGUUCGAAGGAGGGCCGAGGGAGCCAGUGUGCCUCAUGUCUCAUUGGUGGGGGAACUCCUUCAUGGCCUUGGUGGAAGCCAUCAUGGGCCAUGCUUCCGGUCAGCUGCUGCCUGCGGAAAACGUCCUUUCAGAGGAGGAACUUGAGAAGACCUACUGGCUUUGUAUCUUCGGUGUGAAUCAACAUGUCUCCAUCUGCGGAACGGCUCACAAUCCCUGCGACUGUGGUUCGCCGAAGUUCUUGAAUGGCCAUCCAUGUUGCGAAAUGGACAAAUUUGGGCUGAUGAUGCAGCACAUCCAGGAACAUGCUCUUGCGAUCGAUCGGCAAAUGGUGACCCUGACGCGUAUUUGGGUUCUGAAGGAGCUACAAACGGCCCUGGCCAUGUCAAUUCCCACGGAAUUCAACGGGACGAUGUCCUUCAGCGGCGCCUUUGCGGAUGAGCAGCACCUGCCCAGUGUCAGAGAAGCAGAAGCUUCACGACAGGAAGACCGACAUUUGAUCCUCCGCGACAUCGAAGGCACCGUGGGCAUCGAUGUCUUCGAUGAACAAAUUCGUCGCAAGGUGCGGGAGGAGAAGGCGAAACUGGCCUUCUUCGAUGCUUUAGUGCGGCGUGAAGUGGAAAAGGUCCAGCAGCAGCUGGCGCAAAAUCCCACGCUGUGCAACGUGCAGCUGCGACACUUCGGCCUGAAAAGCCCCUUGCAUUUCAUGUCGGAGCGCACACGCACGGCCAGUGAAUGGGAAGAUCUCAGCGGACGCAGCACCAUCUUCGAACAUCUCUUCAGGGCCAGAGCAGAUCCUGCCCUGAGAGAUGCGAGCGGUAGGACUCCGCUGCAUACCAUUUGCAUGUGGGAUGGCGAUGUGACGUUGGCCAAGCGCCUGGUGCAGUGCCGGGGCGACCCCUCGGCGCGGGCCUGGCGUGGCGCGGUGGCGAAGCUGACGCCACUGGAACUGCUGCAGGGACGCGUGGGGAUUAGCCCUCAGCUCUUUGACCGUGGAUACCAAAGUCGUUCCACGCGAAAGACUCAAGAACUACAGGAAGCUCGGCACCGAGUAUUUGAGAAGCCUCGAGGUUACUCCUCUUCGCCCCUGAAACCUGUGGGCGUUGCCAGGGGUGAGUAUUCCUUAAAGGUGCGCCGCUUCGUGGAACACGCGCAGCAGGAACACGAAGUGGCCGUCGAGCAACACGCGUUAGGGCUGAUCUGCUCCGAACGUCGGGAACUCUGGUCGCGGCUCCGGCGGCUGCGGUCGCGGAGCGAGCCCAGGGUGUCCAAAGAGAUCCUUUGCCAAGUGCUGUCCGAGGUUUGUGGCGAGUUGGAUUGGCCGCGCAUCCUUGCCCGCUGCGCUCCGGAGCUCGGGGAAGAGGUGGCCUAUGGUGAAUUCUUAGCUGCACCAAACGUCAGGUGGUUCCACCAGGGAGUGGCUCAGAUGGUGACACUGGCGCGCGCCUCUGCGCAGGCGGAACUCCGCUUGUCUGGCCUGGCUGCGCUCUUUGACAGUCCCAACGGUCUCGUGACGCCACAACUCGCGCGCGAAGCCAUUGGGCAGCUCCUGCCGUCCUUGCGCGAGCGCCAGAGACGGCAGCUCUCUGCCAGCCUCUUUGGGGAGGAGACCACAGAGCUGAGUGCCGUGCUUCACCAGUUGGCUCUCUUUGCAGAUCCUCCACAAUUUCCAGAGCCUUGGAUGAAGACAGCGCUCAGUCGUAUUGGUGAGCUGAUCUUGAAGAAGCAUGGGCCGCCACUGCAUUCAGCGCUCAUCCAGUUCUUCAAGGCCACAGCUCAAGAUGGGAGCGACCUCUUGGGCCCCAAGGACUUCGUGGAGGGCCUACAACAGAUGGGCACCUACGACUGCAGUGGGGACGUGGAGGUGCCUCUGCUUCACGCAGGCAGACUCUACCAGAUCUUCGAGGCCAUUGACAGCAACUGCUCUGGCACCAUCUCGUUUCUGGAGCUCCUGCUUGCAAUGGACGAGCGCUCUGACAGGCCAGAACUGCCAGAGUUCCCAGCGUUGGAAGGGUCGUUAUGCGCCACGCUGCUCGUGCACAAGGCUGCCUUGCUGCGUGUGUGCCGAGCGUUAGACCCCUUGGAUUCGGGCCGCAUUUCCGUCAAAAACUUUGUGGAGUUAGUCUCACUGCUGUACCAAGUUCUCGAGCGCCCAUUAGCCGAAGCACAUCGCUUGGCCAUGCAAGAAGAACUGAGUGGAGAGGCGAGUGAUGUGAAGAAAUUGAAGGAUGUGCUGCAUCGUCAGCGCUAUAUGUUCCAGCAACUUCUUCAAAUGUGCCAACCCGCUGAGAUGAAGACUGACGAAUCCGAAGCUGCCAUAUUGGAUGCAGCACGCAAAAUUCCAAUGGCAAAUGAAAGACCUAUCACAUGGGCAGUUCAGCUUCAUGAUGAUGCAACCACACGGCAGCCGUUGCCUGACUGGCUGUCACGGCCAGUUGAAAAGUCUGUGACAUGGUGGUCUUCCGAAAACAGAAAAUGGCAAGCCAAGAUCGACGCACGUGCUGAGUUAGGCAAAGUGCUGCCUGCAAAGGCAAAGAUGAAAUACGAUGCAUUUGUGAAUGAGAAGUCUGUACUGAGUGAAGCAAUCACAGCUGACGACCUACCUGAACUUCCAGAGUUCAUCAGUAUGGGUGGUGUCGCCAACUCAGUUGUUGAGUCGUUGAAUGCCAAUAACGAUGCUGAUGACGGUGAGUAUGGAGAUGAUGAAGAGGAUGCUGCAGAUGAUUUCAAUGGCGAGCAUGAGGAGAAUGACAAUGGAGAAAACAUGGAAAUUGAUGCGGAAGAACAAGAGUUCAUGGAGAAUGCUGAAGCCAUUCAGGAUCAGGAUGACAGUGACAAGGAGGAAAUCCUUUACUACAGUUCUGAGGAAGAGACAGUGAAGGGCAUGGCAACAUCCAACUUCGGUCGCGUGAAAUCAUUUGAUCACCGCCCAGAGUGGAAAGCAUUGUCAGCCCGUGGGGCUACAGAGAUUCCACCCAAUUGCUUCAUCGGGUACCAUGCGACCAGCAGAACGUGGCAAGGGUACUUUGGUGAGUCUGGCGGUGGAUCAGGUUCGAUCUCACGAACUCAUGGCGGAAAAACGAACCGCACACCAGGUGAAGCUUUAUUGAUGGUAAUUCAGGGGAUGGUGGAGUAUUACUGCAGCAAGUUUCCCAGAGAUAAGGUCUGGAAGAAACAAUUGGAACGGCUAGACACAAUUAGCCAAACCAUUGCGAAGUUGUGA
Molecule: messenger RNA, 3495 nt
Organism: Cladocopium goreaui
Lineage: Eukaryota; Dinophyceae; Suessiales; Symbiodiniaceae
Source: the annotation of a GenBank genome assembly